AUGGAACUUGAAAAUAUUGUCGCGAACACAGUUUAUUUGAAAGCACGCGAAGGUGAGCUGAGUGUAACGUAUUUUCCAAAUUGCCCUCGCCAAGCAGGCCUCGGUCAUUAUCCCGGUUCGCUGAUAUUGUAAUAGGAAUCAAAGAACCACCAUUCUAUAUUUGCAAACUAUUUUACAUGAUGUUCAAAGCCAUUUACCAAAUGCAUAUAGUAUUCGGUUCUUAAAUUGUUGCUCUGUAUGAAUUAACUCUACCUCAUGCAUAUGCAGGCAAACAUUCUUCUUAAGUCUUAGUCUUAAGCAUGAAUCAUAAUGACUUAUUAGAUGCAUCACAAUCAUUGUGAGUGACAAUGAUGAUCAAUGACACACUUUUUUUGUUUUUGGCAACUCUUCUGUCUCUAUCAGUCCCUGUGAUAGUAUCUUAGCAUGAAUAUUUUAGGCUGUAAGGUAAUGGUUAAAUAGUAUUAAAAGUUAGUGUAAAAAUACUAAUAGUAAAUAUACUUUCUCUGUUGUCUCUAGACCAGGCCUCCUGCACAACAUACGGCCCGCGAAGUAUCGAAAUAUUCUUUAUUCUAAUUUUUUCUUAAUAGCUCCCCCCCCUGUCCUAUUUUCUUUUGGCCCGCAAGCGUUUUUCAUAAAGCGUUACGGUCCGCCUUACAGGCCUGCUCUAGACCAUCUAUCAAAUUAUUCUAAUGCUUUUGUUUAGUCAGGCCUGGUUGAUUUUGGGUUAGCGGCCACGGAGGUUCCCCCAGGUCAACUUCCGUCUACAGCGACAUACAAAAAAGAUUUCGAUGUUUGUAUUCAUAUAAUGAAAUGAAAGCAAGUUUUUGUUCUCUUUUUGAAACUGGGGAGUGGGUCUCCUCUUCCCAGUCCCUAGAUCAUUCCAAAUGCAUUUUAACAUGCAAGUGUUUCGAUUUUCAACUAAUCAAAAUACAGCAGACUUUGGCACGCAUCUUUUUUUUCACUGGUGUUGGGUCUUGGGGUAUCAGCAAGGAUGUUUUUAUUUUUUACUUUCUUUUGAAACGUGUAAGUUGAAUUUUAAUACAAAUUAAUGGAAAAUUUCAUUUUAAUAUACUUAUAUUAACCGUAUCGUUUAUGACGCGAGUAAUGCCCAGUGAAGAACAGGAAUAUUAUCACAAAAAUUGUUCAGGUCCUGCAAUUAAUAGGUCUAUUGACCCAAAGUCCAGUGUUGGGAUUCCCCAAAGUGACGUCACUGCGCUUAGGGUGAGACAACUCUUGGCAAAACCCAUACCGUUAACCUAAAAUUUACCACCAGGCCUAGUCUCAUGAGUUGUCAGAGUUGAGUACCCAGAUAAGUAUACCAAAUACAAUUGUUUAAUUAGGCUAAUCGUAAUAAAAAAAAAUUAAUGUAAAAAAGCAAGACAAAAUACAAAAUGAUAUGCAUGGUCAUUCUCAGUUCGAUAAAUUAUAGUAUGUAUGGCAUCUUUCCGUCUGGGGGAGACGAUAGAUUAUCUUUAUUGCUUGCAGCUCUUGGUGUGGCUGGUGAGACCAAUCCUUGAAUGGCAGUCUCUGUUACAUUUCCCACACACGAAUGCGGUGGAGCAGUAUUUACCGGCCUUCCUCCUCGCUCUUUUUGCAGCUGUUUCCGCCCUGUUUUGAUCCUCGGCAUGUAGUGAUCCUGCCUUCACGAUGCCCCGCCAUGAGGAUCGAUCCUCUGCCAACUCCUCCCAGUUUGAGAUGUCGAUGUUAGAGGACUUCAUGUCUCUUUUGCAUAUGUCUAAGUAUCUCAGACGAGGCCGUCCAACUGACCUUUUCCCUGUCGCCAGCUCGCUGUAUAGCACGUCCUUUGGUAUGCGACCAGAUUGCAUUCGCUUGACGUGUCCAAGCCAGCGGAGGCGUCUUUGGAUUAACAUGGCUGGGACGCUACACAUGUUUGUUUGGGACAGGACAUCCGUGUUGGGGACUUUGUCUUGCCAUUUAAUGUCAAGGAUGGGGCGCAGGCAUCUGAGGUGGAAGCCAUUGAGCCUUCUUUCGUGUUUAGAGUAUGUGGUCCACGACUCGCAUCCAUACAGAAGUGUGCUCAGUACGCAGGCCUGGUACACCUGCAGCUUAGUUCUUGUUGUUAGUUUGGCGUUUGACCAGACUCUUUUCUUCAGUCUGGCCAUAACAGUUGCGGCCUUCCCUAUCCUCCCACUUAUCUCAUCCUCCAUUGAGAGGGUGCUCGAUAUGUUGGAUCCCAGAUAUAAUGUAGGCCUAAUAAUAAGUGAAUAGUUCAGAAUAGAAUCGUGCCUAAGCAUCGGCAUGGUCAUAGGCAUAGGCUUAAAUAAAAUUCAUCUUAUAUUAAUAAGUUAAUAAGUAGGCCUACCUAAGCCUACAGAGAGUUUGUCAUUGUGUUGCCUAUUAGGUUUGCUCAGUGUAAAUUUGCUCUGAGGAGCCAAAGCAAGGAGGAAAGGAAUUUAAGGCUAAAGUAGUGUUCAAAAGGUUAAUGUAACAAAUCUAUACAAAAACACUGCAAGUUUUGCAUGUGUUACAUAAAUGAUAAGUUGAAGUUUUAUUUUUAUAAAGGCCUAUAAAAUACCUCUAUUUCUUUGUGGGUGAGAUCAUAGCCUUAUACUUGUUUGUAUUAUAAUGAACAUUGAAAGUGCGGAUUGAUUUCCCCCCCCCCCUCCCCCCCCAAAGCACAUUAAAAUAAAUCUCUCUCUUAGCUUGUAUUGAAAUGAAAAAUGAAAUCAUAUGACCUUAUAAAUUACCUAAUCCUAACUGUCACGAUUGGCUGUUUCCUCAUAUCCACCCUUGCCUGUCAUUCUCUCCCCCUCCUCCCCAAUCAUCAUAGGAAUUUAAAAUAAAAUAUUUCUUUAUUACAAUUACAGAGCUACUUUAUUUGUGGGUAGAAAGAGUAAAAAUUUAUAAUUCAUAAUGUAGACCAGAAGAAAAAGUAAGCGCCCCAUGCAUACAAAAUAUUCACUCCAAAAAUUUGCCUCUGAUCUGGGAUUACCACCAAGAAAUGUGAAACCUUGAACAGACAACUUUGUGUAUGCGAUCAUGAGUUAAAAUAUUUUCAUUUUAUAUUUAACAGUUUAUAUUAGUGGUAAUCUAAAGAAAAUUUUUUGAAUUCAUAAAAGGUUCUAUAGAAUUGUCUUGGAGAAAGCUUCAGCUGUUUCAGGCGUUGCUUUAUUUAAGUCAUUGCAUGAUGCACAGACUAUUUAAUUUUGAAUAGCAUGGGGAAGGUGAAAAAAAUGUAUGAUAACUGCAGAGCGACUACCUAUCCAUCCCUGCUGUGCUACAGUCCAUGUAGGGCUUUGGCCUUCCUCAUCACAUCUUGCCACUCAGACCUAUUCUUGGAUUCCCAGCUGCUGUAGAUGUUUUCCCACAUUAUCUAUCCAUCUAAGCCUAGAUCUGCCUUUGAGCUGUUUUCCUCUAGGGUUUUGUGGUGCAACCUUUUCACUCCUCUGUAAUUUGGCAUUCUUUCUAAGUGUCCUACCCAGGGUAGCCUGUCCUUUUUCCUUUCUGCUAUUAGUGUGGGAUCUUGAUAUAGUCUUUACAAUUCCUGGUUGGUUUGUAUUCCCCAUUCAUAUUCAUCCUUUGUUCAUCCAUAUACUUUCCUAGGAACAAUUCUCUCACAUUUGUUUAAUAUAUUUGCUGCCGUUUUAGUUAGGUCCAAAUUUCAAUUUGCCGUAUGUUCCAACUGGUCUGAUUACAGUUUAAUAUUAAUAUUAGGGGUCUUACAUAGUUUUCGUUGGUUUUCGUGUAAUGUUUGUACUUUUGAGUAUUUUGUGACUACUGAAGUAUGUCCUGUUUCUGGCUAAUAUUCUUUCUUUUAUUUCUGUUAGUAAUUCAUUUUUUUUCAUUUAUUAAGGAUCCUAGGUAUUUGAAUUGAUGUUCUUUGUCAAAUGUGUGGUUUCUAAUGGUUUCAUAUAUGGUAGUCUUCUCUUAGCUUAGUCAGGUCGUUUGUUUUUUGAUUAACUUCCAGCCCUGCUUGUAGUAAUGCAUCUUCUAUUUCAAUAAAAGCUUUUAAAAUGCCUUUGCUACUUUCCCCCUAACUGUGCUAUGUCAUCAGCAUAUGCAAGAUACUGAAGCAUUGUUAGUAGAGUGUGUCCAUUGGUUGUGGGUCUUUGGCUUCCCUAAAAAUGUAUCCUGUUAUUGUUCCUCGAGUGUCAAUAUGUAAGCUUCUUAUAAUUCUCUGUUAGGUUAAAACGCUUACAAGAUAGUGAGUCUCCUUGUCUUAGGCCUCGUCUAAUCUGAAAUUCCCUUGAAUAUUCUCCCUGAACCUUGAUUUUGCUUGAAUGUUAUAUGUAACAGUCUUGUCAGUUUGUUGGGAAUGCCAAACUCCUGCAGAGUCUUCUAAAGAUAUUUUCUUUUGAUGCUGUCAUAGGCCAUUUUAUAGUCCAAAUAGAGUUUCACUGGGAUAUUAUAUUCGUAACAUUUCUAUAAUAGGCAUCUGAUGGUGAAAAUCUGAUCAGUUGUUGAUCUGUUCUGUCUGAUUACACAUUGGUAUUCACCUAGUAUAUGUUUGGUUCACGGUUGUAGUCUUUUGGCACUUAGUUUUGUCAGUAUUUUGUAUGUAACAUUUAAUAGGGAAAUUCAUCUAUAGUUUGUGCAUUGAAGUUUGGAAACUUUCUUGACUUUUGGGGGCUAUUAGUGCUUCCCAUUCUAUUGCAAUUUUCUCUUCUUGCCAAAUUUUAGUUAUAAGUUUAUGUGUCUGAGGGUGUAGUUCUCUUCCUCCAUAUUUAAUAAGUUCUGCUGUGAUGAGGUCUUCUCUGGGGGCUUUGUGGUUUUUUAAUAGAAUUGAUUAUUUCUGUAGUUUAUUUCAAAGUUGGGGAGUUAAAGGUUCUGGUCCUCCAUGUGGUGGUUGUUUAUCUUCAUCUUGUCUGUUGACUGCAUUAAGUAUGCCCUCAAAAUAUUCAGCACUUUAAUAUUUCCAUAAUUAAUUCUCCAUCAUUGCUCUCACACAUUUGAGGUCUGGCUUGGUAUCCAUUCUUGUCCUCUUUUAUCUUCUUGUACAGUCCUAUAAUAUUUCCCUCUCUUGAUAUGUCUUCUAUUUCUUUAAGUUUACUUUUUCCCAUUCCCUUUUUUCUUCUCUUUUUGUGGCUCUUUGGUAAGUGUUUAGUAAUUGUAUUAUUUUUCUUGUUGAUUUUGGCCAUUGUGAAUUAUGCUCAUUUUCUGCUUAUAUUUAACCCUUGCAAGUAGAUGGUCAGUCUGCAUCUGCUCCUCAAUAGCUUCUUACAUCUAGUAUGUUUGACCCAUGCCUCCAAUCAAUUAGCGCAUGAUCAGUUUGGUUAUGAGUGUUUCCAUCUGGUCAGUUCCAAGUAACUUUAUGUAUAUUUUUGUGUGGAAACUUGGUGCUGCUGUCAUUCCUUUUCGUUAAGCAAAGUUUAUGAAUCAGAUCCCAGUCUGAUUGGAUUAUUUAUUUAGACUCUACUUGCCAAUAGUUUGCCGGGCAAAGACUACGUAUUUUAGCCAAAAGAUAACUAUGGGUAAAACCAGCAGGCAGUUGUUUGAUGUUUGUGGUCACCUUAGGGGGAGUAACAAAGGAACUGCGCUUCCUUCGGUGUUUCCCCUGCCCAAGCAACCAGAUAUUUUCUGUAAUUUCUUUACAAGCAAAGUAGCUGACAUUCGAGCUGAGCUUGAUCGUCUUGAUGCCCCUCCCCUUGAAUUGCCUCCUUUCCCUUGUCUUACUUCCCAUUUUAAUAUUUUUAAACCUGUUUCAGAACUUGAGGUAAAAAAUAUAAUCCUAAAAUCUAAACAUACGUCAUGUUAUUUGGAUCCCAUCCCAACCCCCCUGUUGGUUGAGUCAUUAGAUAUCUUGCUCCCAACAAUAACCCGCAUAAUAAAUGAAAGCUUAUAUUCUGGCACUGUUCCGCCUCUUUGCAAAUCAGCUGUCAUCAAACCAUUGCUUAAGAAGCCCGGUCUGGAUGAAAAUAAUUUAAAAAACUAUAGACCUGUAUCUAACUUAUCAUUUUUAUCUAAAGUUAUUGAAAAACUAGUCCUAAAACAACUUUUUGCUUACUUAAAUGAUCACUCUCUUCUCAGUUCUAAUCAGUCGGCCUAUAGACAUUUCCAUAGCACGGAGACAGCUCUCUUGAGAGUCAGUAAUGACCUCUUGCGCGCAAUGGACAGCGGUAAUGUCUCCAUUUUGAUCCUCUUAGACCUCAGUGCGGCCUUUGACACUGUUGACCAUGAAAUCCUUUUCAAAACCCUUGAAAACUACUUUGGAAUUUCUGGUUCGGUUUUGGCUUGGUUUAGGUCCUACCUCUCUGAUAGAACGCAAAUGGUCUCUGUCGAUGGCUGUCUCUCCGGCAGUGCUGAUUUGGUGUACGGAGUGCCACAGGGGUCCGUUUUGGGUCCGGUUCUAUUCAUAAUGUAUACCAGACCACUACUCCUCUUGCUCGGGAGGCAUGCUGUUGAGAACCAGUCAUUUGCAGAUGAUACACAGCUAUACAUGCAUACCCAUCCAUCUCUUGUCGAUUCCGCUGUCCAGACUUUGCGGGGGUGCAUUGAUGAUGUCAAGUCUUGGAUGACACUCAGCAAGUUGAAGCUUAAUGAUGACAAAACAGAAGCACUCCUCAUUUACAAUCACAAAUCAUCCUCUACCUCAACUCUUCCCACCUCAUUUCAAGUAGGUAACUCCGACAUACAGUUUACACCCUCUGCUAGGAAUCUUGGUUAUAUUCUUUCUAACAACAUGUCUCUCGAUAAACAUAUCUCUCACAUUUGUCGUUCGGCAUACACCGCCAUCCGUCAGAUCAGCUCCAUCCGCCACUACCUGACAGUUAGCGCAACAAAAACUCUAGUCUGUGCUCUUGUUCUCUCUCGUCUUGACUAUUGCAACUCACUUCUGUCAGGUUCACCGAAACAUUUUAUAGAAAAACUGCAGAAAGUUCAAAACUCUGCUGCUAGGCUUGUUCUUAAGGCAAAAAAACGCGAUCACGUCACUCCACUACUCCACUCACUACAUUGGCUCCCUAUACAGGCACGCAUUGACUACAAGCUGUCUCUUCUCUGUCACAACUUUUUCUCGGAUUCCUGCCCUUCCUAUCUAACUGAACUUCUUUCUGUCUAUUCACCCCUUCGACAACUUCGCUCCUCCGCAGACUCGCGUAUUCUGUCCGUUCCCAAGACACGCACUAAAUUAUAUGGUGAACGAUCUUUCUCUUUCUGCGCCCCCAAACAAUGGAAUUCUUUGCCACUACACAUCCGCAAUAUAACAACCACACAGGCCUUCAAAACUGCACUCAAAACACAUCUAUUUAAACUAUACUACUCUGACUGAUUCUCCUCCUAUAAACCGAUAAACGUACAUGGGUUUCCUUGUAAAAAUGUCUGGUGUGGGUGGAUGAAUAUACCUAUGGUGUUGUUUUGCUUAUAUGUUGUUUUUAUUUUUUAUUUAUGUAUUUUAUUUUAAUAUUAUGAUUAUGCCUCUUUGCUAUAUAUGUACAGCGCGGUGAGCCCAGCCCUAGGCCGGGGUACCGCGCUAUAUAAGACCACUUAUUAUUAUUAUUAUUAUUAUUAUUAGAAACACUUUUUCUUUUCCAACUUUGGCAUUACAGUUGCCAAUCACUAUCAAUAUUAUGUCAUGGUGCCUCAUCAUAAAUCUUUUCCAGUGUCACAUAAAAAGAUUCUUUUUGCAGAGAGACUUUUUAGGCAAAUAUCCAAUACUAAUUAAAACAUCUAGAGUUGCUUCUUAGCCUGGUUAACGUUUUCUGGUAUCCAUAGCUGAACCUGCUGAUAAAUUGGUGCAACCCUGCCCAUAAUCUUGCUCACCCCUACAUCACACACCACAAUGCAAGUCAUGUUAAAAAAUUGUAACAUCCUGUACAAUCUAAUUUGAUGCAAUUUUUGUCAGAAAUUUAUUGUUUCCACUUAGUGUGCAGCUAUAUUGAAUGCAAUUUAUGCUUUAAAACAGAAUGACAGACAGAGAAGAGAUAUUAUUUUUAUGAUGUAAACGGUGAGCCAUUAGAAACUCAUUAACAAUAAUGAAAUCAGAUUUAUUACUUAAGUUCAGCUUUUCAAUUAUUUUAGUUAAAAGUGUAUAGAGGUAACAAAGUUAACAUUGUGCCUGUUUUAAAAAAAAAAUAUUGGUUAGCUGGAGAGUUUACUUAAAUGUAUAAACUAAACACAUUUUGAUUUACAAUUUAUACAUAACCAUCACAAUCUCCUUUCCAGCAAUAACUUUAUCUUAGCUUAUCGUAAAGCUCUUCCUUAAAUUAUAUUGAUUGUAUUUGUAUUGAUUAAUGGCUGAUCACAAAGGAGCAAAUAGUUUUUAUUCAUAAUAGCAAGGAUAAUAAAAAAUGUCAUACGACUAUUUAUAGGCUAUGUUCUAAAUUCAAUUUUAUAUAUAGAAUUAUAAAACUAAUCCCAAAACUAAUGAGUUAUAUCAAAUAAGGAUUCAGCUAAUAAUUGAUUUUUUCUUGUAUAUGGCUGGUUUCUAAAUCUGAAAGUAAAGUAAAAUCAAUGUAUUCUUUGGCCUUUCUCUCUUUCUUUUUCCUUGUGGAUUCCAUGUUGGGGAUUGUCUGGUGAUGCUAUAUGGGGGUUUUGGAGAGUUUGCCCUGUUUACUUAAGAAAAAGAUGGAGGUAAAGUCUUCAUCAAUGGGCACCUGGUAUGUCCUUUCCAGUAGAUCUUUGUUGGUGAUGGUAUUUGGCCAUUUGAUGUUCAGGAUCUCUCUAAAGCAUGUGUUUAUGAAGGUCUGCACCUUUUGUGUAAUAUUCAGUUUUUUGUUCCAAGUUUCUGCUCCAUAUAAUAGGACUGUUUUGACAUUUGUUUUAAAGAUUCUGACCUUGGUUAGCAGCUUGAGCUCCUUCGACUCCCAUAUUUUACAAAAUUAUCUGAACAAGAUUUUAUUAUGGUUGCCAUGCAGAUGUGAUAUUCUAGAAGUUUUUUGGAUAGAUAUAGAUUCAAAUGGUUCAACAUCAGGCACCAAUGUAUUAAUUUGUUGGUGAUUUCAAGACUAUUGCCAAAUACAAACCAGUAAACGUAUGAAACUUGUGAAGAUGUUAGGCUAAAUUGAAAUCCAUUGGUGCUUAAAAAUCAAGCUAUUGAGUUUGUAUUAGGAGUGCUUCAAAAUGAGUCAGAUUGUCAUGAGAUGGCUAUCUUGAACAUAGAGAGUUCACAUAAGAAGUAGUCUUAUCUGAAUUAAGGCUCUUGGUAGUGUUAACAUAAUAUAACAUUUUAAGCACUGGAUGACGUUUCCUAAUACUUCUUAUGCUCCUCUCAGUGGUCUCAAUUUGAUAUUAUUGCUGCAAAAUUACCAGUCCACUUCAAAUGCUGUGUCCAGAUCCGGAGUGAAUGCAAUGGGUUGUCAUUUAUGGUGGAAGAGUCAUACUAAGGUGCCAUUAGCCCCUUUUCUCUGACAGAGUAGACCUUGAAACAAAGUGAGAAAUAGCAUUACGUUUCAUAAAAAUUGCUUUUAAUGAAGAAUUUGAUAGGGCAAUACAAUAUUCUUGUAAUGAGUGUGCAAACAAAACAUUGGUUAAGUUUGUUGGUCUAUACUCUUCUCAAUUCUUCAAAAUUUUUAAUUUGGAUACAACCUGCCUACAUGAAAAUAUUGGUAACUGGGGAAAACUCAGACUCAAUGUGUACAUUGAAAGACAGUUGCUAGAUCAUUCUUCUUUCUCUAUAUUUUGAGGGCCCACGAUCAAUGGAUUGAUCAUUCUGGCUCCUAUGUUUCUGAGGGGUUCGCGAUGUUACUGUGCAUGGUUUUCAAGGGGGUAAUUCACGGGUUUCAAGGGCUACUCGGCAAGUGUUUUAUGAACUGGGUUUGGAAGACAGGAAGCAAAAGCUGCAAAUGUGUCAAGUGUAGUCGCCUCAACUGUUGCUUUUGGGCGCAUGUUCCAGUCCCUUAUAAUAUUGUCUUUGGCAGGAAUGAGGAGCUCCUGUACUGAGUUCUUGUUUUUGUUAGCCGAAACUGCCUGUCUAGGGGGGAGAUGGACGAGUUUCUGUUUGAUGCUGGAGCAGUGGACCAGCCCAUUUUUUCACAUCUGUGAAUGACAUUUCAGAGAGAGAUUUAGCACUUGCAAGUACUUUAAGCACUUCAGUAACCAAGAAUGAGGCAUAAAAACAUCUUCUCCAUCAAAUUGUUGAAAACCACAGAAAACAUCCAAAACAUAUCAGAUUAGUGAUGUAAUCAGUAUUAACAAACCUUAUUUAUCAUAUUUGUAUCUGCAAGAGUAUUGUCCUAAACAUUACAGGAUAUGUUAAUAUAUUUUUAAAUGGGCUAUGUCAAACUUUAAGCCCUGAGGCAGUUCUCAGACUUAACUUUUCAUUUUGAAUAUUGUUUGUGUUAUUUGUUCACUAAAUGGAUUUUAAAAAUGUAAUUGCACUUAAAUGUUAUCAACUCACAAUUUUUUGAACCACUCCAAGCUUCUAUCCAUAAAGCUAGUGGCGCUCAAAUAUUUUUCUAUCUUCUAUUUCUCAUUACCCUUGUCUUAUUGAAAAUUCUUAAAAGUAUACGGCAAAGUAGUGAAUAUAUAGAACAAAAUAACAAAGGUUUGGUAGAAAAGCACUUCUUUGGUCACAAAAAUAAUAGAACAAAAUCAACUAAUUUUAAUAAGGGGGAUGGAUAAGCGGUGCAUCGCCCACACAUUUUCUCGUAACUGUCGUUGCUCAUUACAAUGAACCACUGCCUCAAAGUAUGAAAUGACUAGAUUUAACAAAUCUUCAUUUUGUGUUUCAUAAUAUGAAAAAAUUGUCUAUUUGCAAUUCAAAAUAUAUUUUCAGCAUUUUUUUUUUUCUUAGCUUAAAAAAUUGAAAUGUUUUUACUUAACUUUCAGGUGGUGGUGGAAAAAGGAAGGGUAAAAGCAAAAAAUGGAAGGAGAUACUUUCAUUCCCUCAUAUAUCCCAAUGUGCUGAUAUACGAAACAAAAUCAGUGAGUAUCAUAAUGGUAAUUCAAAUUUUUCAAAUUACUAACUUAAUAAACUACCAUUAAAAAUUAAUUUUUUUAUUAAUAGUUACCCUGAUUCACAUAAUUCAAAGGAUCAUGAUUAUAUGCUUAAUCCUUAAGUUUUCAUAAACAUUAUUUUUAGGCAGUUGCAAUUUCAGGCAACUUACUUAAAUUUGAAUACUUUUUUUAAAAAGUUAUUGAUAAAAAAAAAAUUGCAUUUAUUUUGUACAAUUUUUUUUAAAUUCCAGACCAAGACUUCAACUAUAUAUUUGACCAACAGCCAUUAGGACGACAUCUAUUUAUAGAGUUUUGCAACACCAAGGAACAGUAUCAACGGUCUAUUGGUUUCUUAAACGUUGUGGUAAACAUUUAAGUUAAAUUUGCUUUGCUUUAAGAAAUAGGCCAGUAAUGUAGAUGGAUUAUAUAGAUUUUUAUUUAAGAUAGUUUUUUCCAAAUAAGAAAAUUUUUAUUUGACAUUUUCAUUUUUAACAGCAGGAGUAUGAAAUAACACCUGAAGAAAAAAGACAUGUAAAAGCUGAGGAGAUAGUUGAGAAAUUUUUAAGGCCAGAUGUAAGUAUUAUCAUUUUAUUCCAAUAGUAUUAAUGCUCUAAAAAUAUAUUUAAAGAGAAACAGAAUGACCACCUUUAUUUAAUAAAACUUUUAUUAUUUUUUUUCAGUCUGAAAAUUAUGUCACCCAUGUCAAUGGGAAUCAAAUCUCAGAGAUUAAAGAUAUUAUGGGCCAGAAAAAGUCAUGUAAGGCCCUCUUUGAUGAUUGUGUCAAGUAAGUACUUUUUCAUAAUUUAUAAAUCAUACUCUUAAAAAGACUUCUUUGCUUUCGAAAUAUUAAAGAACCACAAUUUAGAUCAAAAGAUCAUUUUGUUUUUCACUUGUUACUAUCAAAUAAUGUAAGACACAGUAAUAUUCCUAUAAUUUUAUAAAAAAUUUAAUCCUACACAUUGUUUUAGAAAUUUUAUUUAACUAUUUAUAUACAUCCUUUCAAAAUAUUUUUAUUUUACUGCAGUCUAAACCUUGAUUGUUUAGACUCUGUAUUUGUGACCCAAAAUUUCUUGCCAUGGGUGCACAACUAAAUCAUGAAAAGGCUGAUCUUUCAAAGUUUAGAGAAUCUUCAGUUAACCAAUUUGAAAAAUAUGUAGUUAAAACUUACAAUUGAAGCAAAAAUAAUCAAGAUUGAUCCAUAAAAAAAUAACUUGAAUGCAUAAAUUUCAUUUAUUUUUUAAAGCUGGUUAAUUAAUUUAAUAGCACAUCAUUCUAGCAAUGUGAAUUUUGUGGUUUAAAAUGUGGCCAUGGUUAUUUUAUUUUCAAUUUUUUUUUAAGGUUUAAAUUGAUGCAUUUCAAGGUUUCCUUUAAUAUAAAUUGUUAUUAAAGGUUUUGCCUCCAUUUUUUAAAAUUGAGCAGUCAGUAUCUUUUGUCUUCUGCAGGUUAGUUCGAGAAUACUUAAGCAAAGAACCAUUUAAUGAUUUUUUAGAGAGUAUGUACUUCAAGCGGUUUAUGCAGUGGAAAUGGUUAGAAAGGUAUGAAUCUCAUUAAACUUAAUUGUAUCGACAAGCAUUGCCAGAAUGUCAAUAAAAUUUAGCAAUAUCAAUAAACUAAAAUUAUAUAAUAAAAGUUAAUCUGUUUUGGAAUACAUAUUAAAAUUUAACUAAAAAUGAUUACAAUGUUAAACUGUUUUGGUUUCUCUUUAACAGUCAACCUGUCACAAAGAAUACUUUUAGGAUGUAUCGUGUCUUAGGAAAAGGUGGUUUUGGAGAAGUGUGUGCAUGCCAAGUCAGAGCAACUGGGAAGAUGUAUGCCUGUAAGAAACUGGAGAAAAAAAGGAUCAAGAAACGAAAAGGCGAAGCUAUGGCUUUAAAUGAAAAGCUUAUUUUACAGAAAAUCAAUUCUAGAUUUGUGGUAUGCUUUUUUUUCUCUUUUCAUUUCUUAUAAAUAUGUAUUUUAAUAUUCUUCUUAAGAGUUUGUUGAAAUGUAUGGUUUUAAAAAAAAAAUGAUAAUUACAACAAAUUAUCUAAUGUCAAUAUUCAAUAUAUUACAAUUUCAGAAAUCCAGAUGUGCUUGUUAACUAUAAUUUAAUACGUUUAUUUAAAAUACUGACAAAUUUUUUAAAAUGCUUUCCUUUGUUUCACUUUAGGUAAGCCUAGCCUAUGCAUUUGAAACAAAAGAUGCGCUCUGCUUGGUUUUAACUAUAAUGAAUGGAGGUGAUCUUAAAUUUCAUAUUCACAACAUGGGAAAUCCUGGUUUUCCAGAAGAACGUGCCGUCUUCUAUGCAGCUGAGAUUACUUGUGGUUUAAAUGACUUGCACAAAGAGAGAAUUGUGUACAGGUGAGAUAAAAAUGGCGCUUAAAGGAAUUUUUAUUUAAAAUUUGCACUUUUAAACUAAGCAAUGUUUCUUGAUGCAUAUGUAUUUUUAGCCGUUAUAUGGCCUGGGAUGGCCAAAGCUUAGGUUUGUGUGCAGAAUAUUUUGUGCAUGUGUUUGUAACCAAUAAAUAAAUUUCAUCCAAUGCCAUUAGCUCAAAACAAUAUAUUUAUAGAGUGUUUUAUUUAUUUCAGAGACUUAAAACCAGAAAACAUUUUAUUAGAUGACAAUGGUAAGUUCAGAUUCAUUCUUUUAUUGACAGUACAUAGUUAAUGAUAGUAGUAAUAAUCUGAAAAUAGUGGGUCUUAUCUUGAUCAAUUGUUGGAAGUGCGACUUAUUUAAGAUUUCAUCUUUUUAAUAUUUUUUUUUUUAACUUGAGAAUUUAAUUUUUACCCUAUAAAUGUCAAAUGCAUUUUUCUGUAGCAUCAAGCUAUUUUUAGCAUUUUUAUAUGCUUGUCAAAAAUGACAAAAUCCCUUCCCUUACAAGUACAAAUUUUCUGAAAGUACAUUGGACAAGGUAUCUUAUGGUAUGGAAAGAAUUUAUAUUAUUUAUGUUGAUAUUGACCGAUACAGAGUGAGUACAAAAUUUUACUACUCAACUUAUGAAUUCAACCAAACCUAAUACUCCAAAAAUUGUUAAAACUAUCAUACAACCAAGUUUUUUUAGAUACGAGAAGCACUAUUCUUUCAGAAAACUCUAGGUACUUCUAUUGAAAAUUGUAAUAUGGGUGAAUUUUUUCAUUCACUACCUUCAAAUUUCUGUCAUGCAAAAUACAAGGGGGGAGGCACAAAAUGAGUUCUAAAAUUCCUUUUCAAUUAAAGUCAUUUAAUUCAUUUUUUAUUAAUUUAUUUUCCAGAGCGUAAAAAGUUAACACAAUCAUAAAUGACCAUGAAUCUCUUUGGGGUGGGUCUUUGGAAUCCAAUCUUGUCUUUUCUGUUCGAUUUUCACCCUUUCCCAAAUGAAUUUGUCUGUAAUAAUACAACUAUGACUAAGCUUAAGGACUAAAAUUGUCAACAUCUGACUCUUAUGUUGCCAUCUCCGCUAGGGCUAAUAGUGUCCAUACUAGCACAUGGAAUAUCUCUGAAAUUAUUGCUUUCAUUUUAAUCCCUUUUAAUAAUUUCAAUAAAGAAAUUCUGUGUUGAUUUUGCAAUCUAGAGGGUGACCCUCUGCAGCAUCAGGCAUUAUGGCGGUAAAAAACUGACAAAAUUUCACACACCAUUAAUCACAAAAAAAAUCCCUGAUAAAAGCAUGUUAACACAUAUUAAUGGGAUUAGGAAGCAGACUAAUUUAUAUAGAGUGAUUUCCAGUAUACGUUAAAUGAUUUGUAUUUUAAUGAUGAUUUUGCUAGCGUGCGCAGUGGUGACACCACAAGCGUGUAACGCCCAAUGAUUGGCUAUUAUGACAGUUAUAGGGAUAACGUUAUAAUAAUUUAUACAAACUCCUGCAUUUUUUAAAAUGUGCCACAAAAAUUCAAUCACUGUUUAUUUUAAAGGCAUACAAAAAGUAUUUACAUUUUUUCACAGGUCAUGUUAGAAUUUCAGAUUUGGGUUUAGCAGUAGAAAUCCCUGAGGGGGAGUCCAUACGAGGACGGGUUGGUACAGUUGGCUACAUGGGUAAGUCAACAUAUUUUUAAUUGUGAUAAAGGUAAUUUUAUUCAAUCAAGAUAACUUUCUGUAAUUUCAAGUUGGGCAUUAUAUUCAAUGGGUCGGCAUUAAUAUUCAAUGGGUCUGCCAGUAAUCAGGAAGUAAAUACCAGCAUCACUUGAGUAGCCUUAAAAUAGCAUACCCUUGAUGCCAAAAGCUGAUACAAAGUAAUUAAUUAUUUGAAACAAAACCACCUCUUAACUGUCCAUAUUUUAUUUUAUUGCCAACCCUUCCUUACUGAAGGCAGCAUUUACUGUUAAAAAUAAGAUAUUGAAACUUGUUUUUGCAAUUGUCUCCGUUUAAAUAUACAUUUUUUGAUGAGCUAUUUAAGUAAAAUAUACUGUAACUUAAACGAAGAUCUUUAAUAAGCAUACUUAUUAAAUUAUUAUUGAUUGCAGCUGCUAAGCAAUUUUCUAUAUUUAAAAAAAAAUGGAAUUGAUUUUCGUUCAAGAGUCAUAAUAUUUUAGCGAAAGGGAUUAAACGAUUCAUUAAUAAAAUGUUGUGUAAAUGCACAUUAAAUAAACUGUUUUGAAGUAAUUAGGUGAAGGGAUGUUGUUGUCGGGGUAUUUACAAGGGAUUGUGGGUGUUGUGCGGAUUGCAAGGUGGGUUGAACAUAUUUGAAGUAAUAUAAAUAUCUAUCUUUGAGACACCAAUCAUUUUAAACCCUGCAAUAGAGGAAAAGCAUGUAAAUGAUGCCAAAAUACAUUUUUUGUUGUUGUAAAUUUGAAUAUUUUCUUUACUUCUAUUUAAUUUUUAGCACCUGAAGUAGUAAAAAAUGAAAGAUAUACCUACAGUCCUGACUGGUGGGGUUUAGGGUGUAUAAUAUAUGAAAUGAUAGAAGGAAAGGUGAGUUUCCUUGAGUUUUGUAUUUUUAAGAAAGUUUUUCUGAAUUUACUGCCAUUUAAAGUUUGGAAACGUAACUUGGCAAAUGUUUUAUUAUCUAGAUAUUUAUAAAUUUAUUAAAUAGAACCAUGAAAAGAACUUCCCUUGAUGCGGAAUCUCGAAUAUUCUUUCAAGGCUCGUUAGUUAAUAUUUUUAUGAUCAAUUAAGAAUGAAUGGUUAAUUGUAGUAUUACAAUUACUCUCAUAAAAAUUUAAGCUUAUUUCAUUAUACAUGUCUCUGAUUGAAUUUUUAACUUUAAAAAAAAUAUAUUCAUAGGCUCCAUUUCGGGCUCGAAAAGAAAAAGUAAAACGUGAUGAAGUUGACAGACGCGUGAAAGAGGAUCAGGAAUUGUAUACUUCCAAGUUCUCAGACGAUUGCAGAAGCAUAUGCACAGAUGUAAUCUUUUAUUUUAUUUUGUUGUUUAGUUUAUUACUGUUCUAUGGUUGGUAGCUUGAAAUCAUGCAAGAAAUGUAUACAAUUGAAAUACCACUUAAGUCUUGCAUAAACUUUUUUUAAAAAUUUGUAUCCAAUCAUGCACAUUAAAUGUCAUUCACUCUACCUACCCUUUUAUCCAUCCUAAUUCAUUAUCCAUCCUGAUUCUCCGUCCAUCCUAAUUCUCCCCCUCUUUCUGUGUGUCUGACCUUCACAGCUUUCUACUUAAGGUCUCCUUAUCUUUUUCUCUUUUUGCUAGAACAUAUAAUGAUGAUUUUAAAAAAAAAAUAUUUAUGUUAAUCUCAACAGCUGUUACAAAAAUCCCCUUCAAAUAGACUUGGCUGUGGUGAUGAGGGGGGAGAGGAAGUGAAAUCUCAUCCUUUUUUCAGAAAUAUAAACUUUAAGAGAUUAGAAGCUGGAAUGGUGGACCCACCAUUUGUACCUGAUGUAAGUGAACUCAUUAUGUUUUCUUUUAACAUUACAUUAAAUUAGAUCAAAGUCAUAAAAAGUCAGAUUAGUACUUAACAACAUAAAAGUAAAAGGAAACUGCAUAAUAUAAAAAAAAUUGUUUAAUUGUGUAGCAUAAAUUUAUCAACACAAUUUUUCUUCUAAUUAUUCAUGGGCUAAAACACUAUCAAUGACAGACACUGAAUUGAAUCAUGAGAGAGAAAAUUUUAUUUCUUACUUUAUCUUAUUAAUUCCAAAAAAUAAAAGUUAUUUUUAAAAAAAUCUUACAGCCUAGGGCAGUCUAUUGCAAGGAUGUCCUAGAUAUUGAGCAGUUCUCUACUGUGAAAGGUGUCAAUCUUGAUGCCAGCGAUGAUUCAUUUUAUAGUAAAUUCAACACAGGCAGCGUAUCAAUACCAUGGCAAAACGAGGUGAUUAAUAGAUUUAGCAUGUAGAUUUGAGUAUUUUACGUUUUGUUAAUUUAUACUUGGAGUUAAAAAUCAAUCUGUAUUUAGGCCAGUAAUAAACUGGGGACAUAACAAUUUAAUGUGAGUUAUAUCUCUAAUGUUAAAAUUCACAGAUGAUUGAGACUGAGUGCUACAAAGAAUUAAAUCUGUUUGGGCCUAAUGGAGAGCCAACACCAGAUUUAAUCGAAGGUUUGCCACCACAACCACCUCAAAGAAGCUUCUUUGAUAAACUUUUUAGGAGAAGACGGGUAAAAAUACAAUUUAACACUUGCAAAAUAAUCUGAGCUAUUUAAUUGCUUGCAUUUAUAGUUAAACGUGGCAAAGGAAAC
Messenger RNA from Lymnaea stagnalis (great pond snail), 17405 nucleotides. NCBI's taxonomy places the organism in Eukaryota, Metazoa, Mollusca, Gastropoda, Lymnaeidae. The record is from the annotation of a GenBank genome assembly.